AAGAAGAAGAAGAAGAAGAAGAAGACGACGACGACGACGAAGCGGCGGCGGCGAAGACGACGACGACGGACUCUCGAUACGAGCGCUUGUUCGGCCAUUUUCUGUCGCAUUUGAGUGGGGUAGCAGCGUAAAAAAAACCCAACAACAACUUUGCCGUGUACUUGUGUGCGUGUGUCAAUAAAUAGGGCUGUCAACUGAGUGUCAUAUUGUGGUUUGUAUACCGUUGCUCGCUGCCGCACUGAAGGAAGGACGUCAGCUGGUAAGGCUCCGGAAAUGUCGCGACAGAUGUCUCCGUCGCCACAAAGCAGGAGGUUCCCAUGGAACGAAUACGGACCUUACAGAGCUACAGCAGGACAGCAGCAUGUGAAUUCAUCGGACCGGAGGCCCGUUUGCAGAGAUGAAGAACGCAGGUUUGGUGAGGACUUGUUGCCAGAAGGCCAGAGAAGAUCCUCUUCCUCUCCGCAGGGUCACUUUUGGCGCGAACAGGAUCAGGACGGGCGUUAUCGGCGGCGGCCGUCGCCUCGACGCGAUUCGACAGACCGCCGUGUCCCGAGAGGCUCCCCCCAGCGGGACGGCGGAUCCGAUGGGGACAGACAAAGAAGAGGCUUAGGAGAAGACUUGCAGAAUUUUAACAGCAGAGGAAGGCCACCAUUUUCCCCUUUGAGGUUCCUGAGGGAACAGUUGCCGCGACAGCCCAUGAACAGUCUCUUAGACCUCUCGCAGGCAACACCGAGCUGGAGGCGGGACGGAGAAGGGAGGGGUCUAGGGCAGUUCCGAGACGUCAGCCCCGCCGUUAGGUCCGAUGAGCAAAGAGGAAGCAGAGGAGAAAGGAACACCGAAAGUGUGAACAGAAGCAGACAACGAGAGGAUGUUCAGCCCCCCUCAAAACGGCCGAGAAGAGAAAUGGACGGCCAUCAUCACAGCGGGUUCGGGCGAGAACACAAGGACUUUGGGGAUCAGCGAUACUCACCCACCAUGGUCGUCAGCAACCGCCGCAGGGACGCUCCCAUCAAAAACGCUCUCGUCUUCGCACACGAUCAAGGAAUCCCGGACAACCGGAAUGCACCGCAGCGGCAACACUUGGAUAACGGAAGACAGGGUGACUUUGACUUGCGACAGAGACGCUCUGGUCCAGCGAGCUCCUCCCAGGAACGAUUCCAGACGUCAGAUUGCAGGCCGGAUGUCAUUGAAGAUUCCAGAAAACGUCACUUUCCAGAUAAUUGGGAGGACAGCGCUGAAAGCAAGAGGAGCCCCCCGCCGCGAGAACGAACAAACUUUGCAAGAUUUGACAAACAAGACGUCCCCACGAACCAGAGAGGGGCGGGCUGUCCUCAUCCAGCCCGGGGUAGGUUCCGUCACAACCCGGUCGGAAACAGCGGGAAAUUCCCCAAGAACCGGACAAACUUUGAGCAGUCCUCUCGGGGCUACCAAGACGUUUCUCGUGAGGAGCCGAGAGCAGCGUACAGAUCUCAAAGCAAAGCUGUGGAGGAGGAGGAACCCAGAUGGACAGACAAAGACAGACGCCUGGAGCAGGUCCGGCCUGGCAGUCGGGCCCAACGCUUGCAGAGGGGUGACCCGGAAGUGGACCGGCCCAGGCCAAACGUGUGGGAGGAACCGGAAUCUAAAAACAUGACCAUGGUAACGGAGGAAACGCUCACCAUCAAAGUGGACAUGAGCCAGCCCGCCCAGCACACAAGCUUGCUGUGUUACUCUGCAGACCGCCAACUGUCCUUGGACCUGGUCAACGUGGGUCGCCAGCGUCUGGACUUCCUGCCGGAGGCGUCUCGAAGCAACCCGGAGAGCGGCGACGUGCACGCCGGAACAUUUGCGCAGGAAAUAAUCACACUGGUGCACCGCGUCAAAGAACUGUACUUCAGAGGCGAAGGCAUCACGUUGAACAAACGUUUCUCUCUGCCGCAACAAGGAGGCCAUGACGAAGAGGAGGGGGCGGGGCUGACACUGAACCAGAGAUUCUCAUCGAACCUGAAGGUGACGAUGCCGCACAAAAACAUCCAGCCGCUCAUCCCGGGUUUGAGGGGCCUGCGGACGUCGCACAGCCCAGGCGACCUGAGACACGACCUCGAGAGGCGGCGUCAGAAGCGUUUAGAGGGCGUAACCAUCACCAUACCGGGAAGCGGCCACCCGUCCCCCGCCAAGGUCAAGUACAGUGGCGCUGACGUGACGUUUGCGGACAAGCAGGACUACAGAUUGGAAAUAAACGCGGUGAGUCUGAAACCACGCGCGGCCCACCUGGCAGAGACAUUUAACCUUGUGUGUGUGUGUGUGUGUGUGUGUGUGUUUGUGCGUGCGUGCGCGUGCAUGCACACGCAGAGUUCUGUGCAAGGAGCUCCGUACAGGAUGACCGCCGGCCCGACGCAAAGGUUCAAGAACCAAUAGCCCGUCAGGACGCAGAACAGCAAAGAUGCGGGUAACCUCAAGGUCCCAGCUGGUGACGUCGCCCACUGAAGACAAACUGUUUUGUCUGCUCCACCGUUUCCCCUGCAGUCACUUCAUUUCUGUCUUUUAAAGUGAGUUCAUGUGUCACUCCGUUGUUGUCCAUGUCAUUUUGUUUUAGUUUCUACUUGUUCUUAAGGCAACCUAUUUUAACAUUUAUUCGAUUUUCUGCUUGUGCGCUGAAUUGUCUUCCUAGUGAUGACAAAGAGCGUACUAGUAUAUGAUGGACUUUAAGCCUGGGUAUCAGAGUAUCGAAUAAGUGCUCAAAUGCCUUGCAAUAUGGGUCUUGUUUAUUACGUACUUGGACCACAUGGAACAAUAAUUAAUUUGUGAGUAGCUCGACUUUAUUUAGAUGUGUUGUGAAAUGUUACAUUGAAACAUCAAAAUAAAAAAUAAAAUAAAAUAAAAUAAAAAAAAA
Molecule: messenger RNA, 2872 nt
Organism: Phyllopteryx taeniolatus (common seadragon)
Lineage: Eukaryota; Metazoa; Chordata; Actinopteri; Syngnathiformes; Syngnathidae
Exons: 10
Coding region: 274-2397 (707 amino acids)
Biological process (GO): positive regulation of transcription by RNA polymerase II
Cellular component (GO): mediator complex
Molecular function (GO): transcription coregulator activity; DNA binding
Source: RefSeq, a predicted model, not a curated record